AUGGGUUCACAGGAGUCACAUUCCGGUCCAUCCACCGAGCCACCAACAUACACAAGCACUGGACCGGAUGCUUUCCCGGCAGCCACGGGACUCACUUCUCACACUGACAAUGUAAAGGAAGUCUCCCGUCUCAUUCUAAACAUCUUCUUGCAGUAUGCUCUCAACAAGUUCGAGUACACGGAAGACCACAUUGAGUCCUCGGAAAACAGCCUUCUCAAUGCCAUUAGCCGGUAUGUGUCUGAAGGUGUGCGUCUCCAGGCUUGUCUUCCUGCUUUUCCUUUCAAAUCAGCAAAUAAAGUAUACAAAGUCCUCGGCAGUUUGCCAGACAAGGCUGAGGAGCUGGCUCUUGAGCGAUUGAACAGCCUGUGCAUGCGCAUCCAGGAGGUUUACGCCCCUGGUGCGGAGAUUCUCAUAAUCUCCGAUGGGAUUACAUAUAACGAUUUGUUGUGCAUAUCUGAUCGGGAGACAUGGGCUUACGGAGAAGCUCUUCGAAACAUGGUCGUCGAGAAGGGAUUCAACAACAUCUUGUUCGCAAGAAUAAGGGAUCUCCUCGACCGUUCUGUGCCAGAUAAGAUGAGCGAGAUUGUCUAUGUAGCCAAUUGCACGACGUUCCGUCGCUUGCUCUUAAACCGGUUCGGCAAAGACGAUAUUGACAUCGACCACGAGAUUGCCACAAACCCUGAUACAAAGUUGACAUAUCUGGGUUACAAACGUUUCCUGGAAUCAGAUCUUCAGUAUAUUUACCCGCGAGGAGAAAACCGUUCUGCGCAUAGCUAUAAACGUGAUUGCAAAUAUCUGGCCAAGCAGAUGCUCAUCAGGGGAUAUGCAUUUGCACAGGCAAUCAAAAACGCUUUCCCUCACCACCUACGGCUCUCAAUCCAUGAAUCCAUUUCAGGCAGCAAACUACCGAUUAGUUUACUGAACACGACGACAGGUUUCACAACCCCGUGGCACUGCGCUGUCGCUCAAUUGGCCAAUGGUAUCUGGGUUAGUGCUCCCAUGGGUGAGUUCAGUCGAGAUGACCGCCUGGAGUUGGUUCAUGUCAACGGCAACCCCAGUCACUAUCGAGAAAAGCAAAAUCACGGAGACCUUGCUCCUAUAAACGAGACCAAUGCCAUCUACAUGCAAUCGGCUUCGUCUAUUGACAUGAAGAAAUAUGUUAAAAGUGCGCUCCAAAAUGCAACACCCCGCACAUUAUCAUCCAGCGAUGUAUCCAGGUCUUCUCUGGAGGAGCAGUCCUUCAGCACGCCGGAAACCCUGUCAAGCGGGGAAUUAACGCCUCCUGAAUCAGAGCUAGGAAUUAACCCAGAUAAGGUAAAUGACCCUGCAGUAACGGCAUCGUCAUCGCCCUACGGCAAAAGACUUCUUCCACAGAUCAUGGAUGAUCUCGCUGCUGCCGAGCCGGAUCGCACUGUUUUCUCUCUUGCAUCUCUUGUCCACGGACUGAUUGAGCUCAGACACGUCUCCGCUCGGAACUUUGCCCAAGCAGUUGACAAGGUUGCAUGGUGGCUUCGCGCCCAGGUGGGAAUAUCAGAUGCCAUUCAAGCUGUGGCCUAUAUUGGACCACAUGAUCUCAGACACGUUCUAUUGACAUAUGCAUGUAUCAAGGCGGGCUACGCAGCAUUAUUUCUAUCACCAAAAAACAGCACAAAAGAAGCUCUGGCGGUGCUCGAGUCAACUGGCUGCACUAUUUGGGUCAAUGCAAUCGAUGCUGCUCCGAUCACUUUGGUCAAGGAGGUUCUUGAAAAUCGUCAAAUGAAUUUCCUAGAGCUUCCUCUACUCGAUGAGCUUCUUGAUGCAGAGUCUACUGAGCCUUUCCCGUACACCAAGUCAUUUGAAGAGGCAAUGAAGGAUCCAUUCUGCUUCCUACAUACUUCAGGAAGUACUGGUUUGCCCAAGCCGAUUCCCUGGUCCCACGGGCUCAUCGGAACUAUGGAUGCAGUACGACUGCUCCCGCCUGUGGGGGAGAAUGCUGAUCUUGUUCCGUGGACUUCUAAUUGGAAUGAAGGAGACAAGAUCUACUCGACAUUCCCAAUGAGUCACGGCGCUGGUGUUAUCAUGGAUAUCCUGAUGCCUGCACUUUUUAACCUACAGUGUGUCUUAGGACCGGUUGGGGUUUUACCAAACCUCAAUCUUGUGGAAAGACUAGCUGUGGACGUAGGAAUUGACAUAUGGAGCAUGGUCCCCUCACUAGUAGAUGAAUUGGGUGAAACUCCGUCAAUAUUAAGGCAACUCGCAUCGAGUAAAUUUAUCUGUGCAUCUGGAGGUCCUGUUAGCCCUGUCAGCGCUGGCAAGGUGAAUGAGGUAGUAAGAGUCCUCAAUUUGACCGGUACCACGGAGGGUCUCUUUAUUGGGAACCUUGUACCACGACGAGAGGACUGGUUCUGGUUCUGUUUCCAUCCCUAUUCUGGUUUCGAGUUCAAAAAGCUUGAAGAAGAUACCUAUGAGCAUUGGGUGCAUCGCAACGAGCACUGGCGCCUCUUUCAGGGCAUCUUUCACACGUUCCCUGACAAGGAUUCAAUCAACUUCAAGGACUUGUACAUGAAGCACCCUUCCAAGCCUAAUCUUUGGGCAUUCAAGGGGAGAAGCGAUGAUCUCGUUGUUUUAUCUAACGGGUAUAAAAUCUCGCCCUUGGAAACAGAGGCAUUCAUCUCAACGCAUCCAGCCGUUAAUGGUUGUCUCAUUUUCGGAACUGGGAAGCCUCAGGCUGGCCUACUCGUUGAAUUAAAAGAAUCCGCAGUUAAAACAGAGGAACUGCUGGAUGAUAUUUGGCAGACAGUCAUGAAAGCCAACGCAAUUUCUCGUCAUAAAAAUCAAUUGUUGAGAGAUUUUGUCACGUUUGCGCUCCCCGACAAGCCCUUUCUUCGGACAGACAAACGCACUGUGAAAAGAGCCGCCACUUUGGCCCUGUAUGCUGAUUACAUCGAGCGCUUUUACAACUCGCGAAAUGAUGACUCAGAUGUAACUUACAGCUUGGACACAAGCACCAUCGAGAGCAUGGAAGACUCGAUCCGAACCAUUUUGAGUGUAUCAUUUCCUGCAGCUCAUAGCGCCUCUCGGGAGGAAAAUCUCUUUUCACUCGGGCUCGACUCCCUUGCUGUGUUUGCGACUGUGAAGGCAGUUCGGGCAGCAUCUGGCCUGGGAGAUAGCAUUGGUCCUCGACACGUCUACGCGAGUGAAACAAUUGCCAGCCUUGCAGCUACUGUUAUGCAACUGAUGGAAGCACAAAAUGCCAAAGACGCAGCGCCAUCAGAUCAAGCCCAGCCUCAAUCUGAUAUCGGAAUCGAAACUAUGAUAUCUCAGCACAAGGCUCGGCAGUCAUUCCGUUUAAAUGCCUUUGACUACGUUAAUCCUAACCAUGGCAUGGGACUCGUUCUUUACUUCUCUCUUCAUGACGGGGUAACGUUCCAACAGGUUUUUGCCAACCUUCAAGAGGGACUCAAUCGCACUUUCGAUCUGAUACCAGCGUUGAGCGGUAAGAUAAUGCAAUGCUCUGAGCAGGAAUUUGGAUACACUCAAGGAGAUCUUUGUGUAUCCAUUCCACCACUUUCCAUGGCAGAUUCCGUGAAAAAUCGACUGGUAUAUAAAGAUCUCUCAAGCAUUCUACCACCCUUCGAGAAGCUUCGGGAGGCAGGUUUUCCGCCUUCAGCCUUCAAAGACGGUCUUGUUUUGCGAGACGAUCCUUUUCCAAAAUUCCCAGCAGAUAUCUUCUCUGGCCAAGUCAACUUUGUUUCGGGUGGCUGCAUUGUUGCAGUUGAUCUGAACCACUGCUGCCUCGAUGGCCUAGGAGCCUUAAUCGCUCUCAAGGCUUGGGCUGAGAACUGCAGAUUUCUACAAGGUGACCGUACCGCAACUUGCAGCUGGUUUGAUCCUGAAAGCUUCAAUCAUAGCCUACCUGAAAUUAUUCACGAACGAGAGGGAUGGGCUCGACCAGUUGAGAGAAUCGACCCUGGAGUAUGGGGUUUUCUGCCAUUCAUCCCACCUGACAAUGAUGAUCAAAGCAACGCAAAAGCAGCACCGCCAUCUGACACAAGUAGCAAAACUGGUGCCAAAGAUCUAGAAUUACCCCCUCCUCCGAAAUUCACUUUACACAAUGUUUGGCCACUUCCCCGUGCUGAAAGGUGUCUGAAAACAACGGUGUUUCGCAUCCGGCCUGAUAGACUUGAGAGGAUGAGAGAAGAAGUUCUAGCAGACCCAGAAGCCAAGGGGGUAAUUAAGUCAAUAAGUGACAUUGUGCAAGCCUUCUUAUGGCGGGCUGCCCUCAGGGUUCGAUAUCGCGUUGCAAAAGAUAUCCGAAAGCAGACAUUCGGACCCGACGAGCUAUCAAUUCUUGAGUUGCCCACCGAUGGGCGGCCGUACUUCUCUUCUUUGUUGCCAUCCACAUACAUGGGCAGUAUGCUGAUUCUUAAUCGGUCCACCAUGCUUGUUGAGACCCUUUGCUCUGACGACACCAGCAUUGGGCGCGUUGCUUACGUCCUCCGUCAAUCUGCUGCACGCAUCACGCCUUCAGUCGUGCAUGACGCUUUCUCGAUCUUACAAUCACUGCCCGAUCACAGUCGAUUCUCAACAGCCAAUAUGGGCAUCGAACACAUGCAUGCCAUGAUAUCCAACAUGAUGCUCUUUCCGAGCAAUGAGGUGUGUUUUGGAGACGCUUUUUUCGCUAACCGGGGUGUUGCGGAAUCCUUACGGCCCCAGCUUGAGCGCGGGAACGGUCGGUUUCGAUUUUUGGUUAUCUUGCCGAUCAGGGAAGACGGAGGCAUUGAGUUUUGUUUUGGCAUGCAUCCUGAAGAGCUCGAGGUUUUCCUGGCUGAUAAAGAGUUGAUAAAAUAUGCAGAACUGGUUGACACUGCCUAG
Molecule: messenger RNA, 4854 nt
Organism: Talaromyces marneffei
Lineage: Eukaryota; Fungi; Ascomycota; Eurotiomycetes; Eurotiales; Trichocomaceae
Exons: 6
Coding region: 1-4854 (1617 amino acids)
Source: RefSeq, a predicted model, not a curated record